Messenger RNA from Neolamprologus brichardi, 10748 nucleotides. The record is from RefSeq and is a predicted model, not a curated record. NCBI's taxonomy places the organism in Eukaryota, Metazoa, Chordata, Actinopteri, Cichliformes, Cichlidae.
GAGAGUCAUCAAUUAUGCAGGGUAGCCGCACGCACUGGGAAGGAAGAUAGCAGCAACAAUAUGGCGACAGCCGCAUUUACUCCCGGCUCUUUCCCACAUCUGCAGUUCGGUGACAGCUGUCUGGAUUUCUGUUAAUGCGAGAAAAAAUUUGUCCCAGCUUUACCUGUGAGUGCACACGAACUGCUGGUCAUGCUAUUGCAUCCUGGUUUGAAUCACCUUGACGGAUCAAUUGAUGUAGCGUUGGUGGAAGGAGACUUGGAGGUUGUGCCGUGGUUGGGUUACUUAAAUCGGACUUCGUUCCCCUUCUUUUUCUCCAACAUACUCAGAUACCGGGUUGCCGGAUCUCUCUCUGCCUGUGGAUUGCUUUUGAGUUCUUUUUUGAUUUAUACGCAGAGCUGGAUGUCUGGGAUGGAAAACAAAUAAAGAGGAAAUAGCUGCAGGAUGAAAACAUGGCCGCACCCCUUCUUGCACCCCCAGGACCUGACAGCUUCAAGAAAUUUACCCCGGAGUCACUCGCUAAUAUCGAGAAACGCAUCAACGAAGAGAAGAACAAGAAGCCGCCCAAGCCAAGAUCAGACAGCAGUCACCGCGACACAUCCGAUGAAAAUGAGCCCAAGCCCAACAGUGACCUGGAGGCUGGGAAGAGCCUGCCGUUCAUCUACGGCGAUAUCCCUGAUGGAAUGGUGGCCACACCACUGGAGGAUUUGGACCCGUUCUACCUAAAUCAGAAAACGUUUAUAGUCUUAAACAAGGGGAAAACACUCUUCCGCUUCAGUGCCACGCCCUCCUUGUACAUCAUAAGUCCUUUUAAUCUAUUUAGGCGAAUAGCUAUUAAAAUUUUGAUACAUUCGCUAUUCAGCAUGAUCAUCAUGUGUACGAUUUUGACCAACUGCAUAUUCAUGACAUUCAGUGAUCCCCCGGAGUGGUCCAAGCAAGUGGAGUAUACCUUUACAGGUAUCUAUACGUUUGAGUCACUCACAAAAAUUGUUGCCCGAGGUUUUGCCAUCGACGGGUUCACUUUUCUCAGAGACCCUUGGAACUGGCUGGACUUCAUGGUCAUUUCAAUGGCAUAUAUAACAGAGUUUGUGGACCUUGGGAAUGUCUCGGCGCUGAGAACGUUCAGGGUUCUCCGAGCACUGAAAACUGUUGCUGUCAUUCCAGGCCUGAAGACCAUUGUGGGCGCUCUAAUCCAGUCUGUGAAGAAGCUGUCGGACGUGAUGAUCCUGACCGUCUUCUGUCUCAGUGUCUUCGCUCUGAUUGGACUGCAGCUGUUCAUGGGGAACCUGCGGAAUAAAUGCGUGAUCUGGCCGAUCAACAUGACGGCUCUGUACCCGAAUGGCAGCCGGGCUUUUGACUGGGGUGAAUACAUCAUGAACACCUCUAAUUUCUACUUCCUCCCUGGUCAGCUUGAUGCUCUGCUAUGUGGAAAUAGUUCUGACUCAGGACGAUGUCCAGAGGGUUUUACAUGUAUGAAAGCUGGAAGGAACCCGAACUACGGUUAUACCAGCUUUGAUAGCUUUGGAUGGGCUUUCCUCACCCUCUUUCGUCUCAUGACCCAAGACUUCUGGGAAAAUCUCUACAUGCUGACUCUUCGAGCUGCAGGGAAGACGUACAUGAUCUUCUUUGUGUUGGUCAUCUUUGUGGGCUCCUUCUACCUGGUGAAUCUGAUCUUGGCUGUGGUGGCCAUGGCCUAUGAGGAGCAGAACCAAGCCACGAUUGAAGAGGCACAGCAGAAAGAGGCAGAAUUCAAAGCCAUGCUCGAACAACUCAAGAAGCAACAGGAAGAGACUCAGGCUGCUGCCAUGGCGACAUCUGCUGGUACUGUGUCAGAGGCUGCGUUAGAAGAUGAAGGUGGGGGGCACUUGUCCCGCAGCUCCUCAGAGGUCUCCAAGCUGAGCUCCAAGAGUGCAAAAGAGCGUCGCAAUCGCAAAAAGAAAUGGCGACAAAAAGAGCAGGAGAAAGAGAAAGGAGACAGUGAGAAGGUGGUUAAGUCCGAGUCAGAUGAUGGCAGCAAGAAAAGCACCAUUCGAUUCCCAGGGAGUCGACUGGGAAGGAAGACGUCCAUUAUGAACCAGUCACUACUCAGCAUCCCAGGCUCACCCUUCAUGUCGCGCCACAACAGCCGCAGUAGCAUCUUCAGCUUCAAAGGCCGUUCCAAGGACAUGGGCUCAGAGAAUGAAUUUGCAGACGACGAGCACAGUACAGUAGAGGAGAGCGAAGACCGUAGAGGAUCCCUGUUUAUACCUUACCGUCGCAACAGCUACAGUGGCAACAGCCAGGGCUCAUCACGCAUCCAUCCGCUGGCACCCCACCCUGGAGGGAAGAGGAACAGCACAGUGGACUGCAAUGGCGUGGUGUCUCUCAUCGGCCCUGGGCCCGGCAGACGGCUUCUGCCUGAGACUACAGACGUUGAGAUUAAGAAGAAGCACUCUGGCUCUCUCAUGGUGUCUGUGGAUCAGCUCAACUCCUCCUUCAAAGGGAAGGAACGUGCCAAUAGUCAAAUGAGUGUAGUCACCAACACUCUGAUAGAGGAAUUGGAGGAGUCUCAAAGAAAGUGUCCUCCCUGCUGGUACAAGUUUUCUAACAUCUUUCUCAUCUGGGAAUGCUGUCCCAUGUGGCUAAAACUCAAGCACAUAGUCUACUUGAUUGUCAUGGACCCCUUUGUUGACCUGGCCAUCACCAUCUGUAUUGUUCUCAACACCCUUUUCAUGGCCAUGGAGCACUACCCAAUGACUCCACAUUUUGAAGAGGUCCUGUCUGUUGGAAACCUGGUUUUCACUGGCAUCUUUGCUGGGGAGAUGUUUGCCAAGCUAAUUGCCAUGGAUCCCUACUAUUACUUCCAGGAAGGCUGGAACUGCUUCGAUGGCUUCAUUGUGACUCUGAGUUUAGUCGAGCUGGGACUGGCUGAUGUGGAAGGCCUGUCAGUGCUCAGGUCUUUCCGAUUGUUGAGAGUGUUUAAAUUGGCCAAAUCAUGGCCAACACUCAACAUGCUGAUCAAGAUCAUUGGCAACUCAGUGGGAGCUCUGGGUAAUCUAACCCUGGUGUUGGCCAUCAUUGUCUUCAUCUUUGCCGUGGUGGGAAUGCAGCUAUUUGGCAAAAGCUACAAGGACUGUGUGUGUAAGAUUGCAGAAAGCUGCGAGCUGCCACGCUGGCACAUGCACGACUUCUUCCACUCCUUCCUAAUUGUGUUCAGAGUGUUGUGUGGGGAAUGGAUUGAGACCAUGUGGGACUGUAUGGAGGUGGCAGGACAGACAAUGUGUCUAACGGUCUUCAUGAUGGUCAUGGUGAUUGGUAACCUAGUGGUCCUGAACCUGUUUCUGGCCCUGCUGCUGAGCUCAUUCAGUGCAGACAACCUUGCUGCCACCGAUGAUGAUGGUGAGCCCAACAACCUCCAGCUCGCGGUUGCUCGCAUUAAGCUGGGGAUUGCCUGGUUCAAGGCAAACAUGCGGGUUUUUGUAGCCACAAUGCUAAAGAAGCAGCCUGUCGAAGAAGAUGAACAGAAGCCUUUGGAUGAAAUGUAUGAGAAGAAGCUCAACUGCAUUGCAAAUCACACAGUGGAUAUCAAUCGAGGACUGGAGUAUGCUAAAAAUGGCAAUGGGACCACCAGCGGAAUUGGGAGCAGUGUGGGAAAGUACAUGAUUGAUGACGACUACAUGUCCUUCAUCCACAACCCAAACCUCACUGUCUGCGUUCCAAUCGCUGUUGGCGAGUCUGACUUUGAAAACCUUAAUACUGAAGAUUUCAGCAGUGAAUCCGAUGUGGAAAACAGCAAAGAUCUGGAUGACACCAGCUCGUCUGAGGGCAGCACAAUAGACAUCAAGCCUGAUGUGGAGGAGGUGGCAGUGGUGGAGGUUGUGGAGGAGUAUCUUGACCCAGAAGCCUGCUGGACAGAUGAGUGUGUGGCCAAAUAUAAGUGCUGUGAUGUUCCCAUUACUCACGGGUGGGGGAAAUACUGGUGGUUCCUGAGGAAGACCUGCUACCUGAUAGUGGAACACAACUGGUUUGAAACCCUGAUCAUCUUCAUGAUCCUGCUCAGCAGUGGGGCCCUGGCCUUUGAGGACGUGUACAUAGAACAGAGGAAGACAGUCCGUACCAUCCUGGAGUAUGCGGAUCGUGUUUUCACCUACAUCUUCAUCCUGGAGAUGUUGCUGAAAUGGGUGGCUUAUGGCUUUGUCAAGUACUUUACAAAUGCCUGGUGUUGGUUGGACUUCUUCAUUGUUGAUGUGUCUAUAGUCACCCUUAUAGCUAAUGCGUUGGGCUACUCCGAUCUAGGCCCGAUUAAAUCACUCAGGACACUGAGGGCCUUGAGACCCCUCAGGGCCCUGUCACGUUUUGAAGGGAUGAGGGUUGUAGUGAAUGCCUUGGUGGGGGCAAUUCCCUCAAUCAUGAAUGUGUUGCUGGUGUGUCUCAUCUUCUGGCUCAUCUUCAGCAUCAUGGGUGUCAAUCUGUUUGCUGGAAAGUAUUACUAUUGUUUCAAUGAGACAGCUGAGGAGUACUUUCUACCGCAUGAGGUGAACAACAAAACAGAGUGCUUCGCACUCAUCAAUGACAACUAUACUGAAGUCAGAUGGAAGAAUGUCAAGAUCAAUUUUGACAACGUAGGCGCGGGAUACCUGGCACUCCUACAAGUGGCAACAUUCAAAGGCUGGAUGGACAUCAUGUAUGCGGCAAUAGAUUCUAGAAAGGUGGAGGAUCAGCCCGUUUAUGAGGACAACUUGUACAUGUACAUCUACUUUGUCAUAUUCAUCAUCUUUGGCUCAUUCUUUACCCUAAACCUCUUCAUUGGUGUCAUCAUUGAUAACUUCAAUCAACAAAAGAAAAAGUUUGGAGGUCAGGAUAUCUUCAUGACAGAAGAGCAGAAGAAGUAUUACAAUGCAAUGAAGAAACUAGGGUCCAAGAAACCACAGAAACCAAUCCCCAGGCCCCAGAACAAAAUCCAGGGCAUGGUGUUUGACUUUGUGACGCAGCAGGUGUUUGACAUCUCCAUCAUGAUACUCAUCUGCCUCAACAUGGUCACUAUGAUGGUGGAGACAGACAAUCAGUCGGAGGACACAGAGAAUGUGCUUUACUGGGUCAACUUUGUCUUCAUUGUUGUCUUCACUGGCGAGUUUUUACUGAAGCUCUUCGCACUACGUCACUAUUACUUCACCAAUGGCUGGAACAUUUUCGAUGUGGUUGUGGUCAUCCUUUCAAUUGUGGGAAUGUUUCUGGCUGACCUGAUUGAGAAAUACUUCGUCUCACCAACACUGUUCAGGGUGAUCCGUCUGGCUCGUAUCGGCAGGAUCCUGCGUCUCAUCAAGGGGGCCAAAGGAAUCAGAACUCUUCUGUUUGCCCUUAUGAUGUCACUUCCUGCCUUGUUCAAUAUUGGCCUCCUUCUUUUCCUGGUUAUGUUCAUUUUCUCCAUCUUUGGAAUGUCUAACUUUGGCUAUGUGAAAUAUGGGGCUGGAAUUGAUGACUUGUACAAUUUUGAAACCUUUGGCAACAGUAUGAUCAUCCUGUUUAUGAUCACCACGUCUGCGGGAUGGGAUGGCCUUCUGCUGCCUAUUCUGAACUACCCUCCGGACUGUGACCCCUACUUGGAGAACCCUGGGACCCCUGUUACAGGAGACUGCGGCAACCCAUCGGUGGGCAUCUUCUUCUUUGUUAUGUACAUCAUCAUUUCUUUCCUGAUUGUAGUCAACAUGUAUAUUGCCAUCAUCCUGGAGAAUUUCAGCGUGGCCACAGAGGAGAGUGCAGACCCACUCAGUGAGGAUGACUUUGAGACCUUUUAUGAAAUUUGGGAGAAGUUUGACCCAGAUGCCUGCCAGUUCAUCACCUAUGCCAAGCUUUCUGACUUUGCAGAUGCACUUGAACACCCACUCCGCGUGCCCAAGCCUAAUACCAUUGAACUGAUUGCAAUGGACAUGCCUAUGGUGAGUGGAGACCGCAUACACUGUCUGGACAUCCUCUUUGCCUUCACCAAGCGUGUGCUGGGUGACAGCGGCGAGUUGGACAUGUUGAGGCAACAAAUGGAGGAGCGUUUUGUGGCUGCCAAUCCUUCCAAGGUCUCUUAUGAGCCUAUCACCACCACUCUGAGACGCAAGCAGGAGGAUGUGUCUGCCAGAAUCAUUCAAAGGGCCUACCGCUCCCAUUUGGCCAGUCGGGGUUUUGUUUGUAAGCGCAAACCAGCCAAUAACAAAGACGAGAAUGGUGGUAACAAUCAGGAACAAGAAAAGAAAGAGGGCACUCCCUCAACUGCCUCCCUGCCUUCUUAUGACAGUGUAACCAAACCUGAGAAGGAGAAACAGGACGACAACAAUGAGGGCAAAGGGGGAAGGAAAGAGAAAGGAAGAAACCAAAAAGACAUCAGGGAAUCCAAAUGUUAGGCCACUGGAUGUAUAUUCACAGUAAUAACAAAAAGAUGAUAUUAAUGCGAGCGGAAACUCACCAACACAGUUGUACAGAUUAUUUCAUUUGCAAGUCAGAAAAAAAAAGUCUUCAGUAAUUUUGUUUACAGACUUCAUUCUUAUAUUGAUGCAGAGAGAAGCAUCUUGGUCUGUUACAGCUUGAAGACUUGAACUUUAGUCAAACCAAACAUAAUCAGCAUACUGUGCGACUCUGUAUCUGGACUACUUAACAAAAAGUCAAUCAAAACAGACUGCGUCCCAUACCGCUCACUUAUGACUGGUCUUACAGAUAAGUCGAGCAAACUCUACACCAAGAGGUGAAAUGGAAAAAACGACAACAAAAAAAUCACGCGUCUGGAUGCAAGGAAUGGUUUUCUUAUGGAAGACAGUACUGUGAAAGACAACAAGGAUGCUGCUCGCUGCUGAAGAAACGCCUUCUUGCAGCAGCCACAGAGUGUUUCUGUGUCGUUUAAUACAGAAAUGUAUAAAGGAACAAAUGGCACACUCACUCUAUGAGCAAACAGAAGGUGAGUGAAAGACACGAAUAACAGUGUGAACUACUUUUUUGUUUUAUUGAGCUAGAAAUUGUUUUCGUUUUGUUUUUUGAGCAGCAAAAAUGCAAACAGAAGAAAAAAAAGAACAAUAUCCAACAAGUUUGCCCAUGUCAAUCAACUCUUCUACUCAUUUUAUCUUUGUUAUAAUCCACAUCGAAAUCCUUUUUUUAACAUGGGCUUUCACACCAAAUUGAGUAAGUGUCUGUUUAUUAUGGAGUCAACUCGGGCCAAGGGCUUAACAUUUACUCAGAAAGAUUUCCAAACAAAUAAUAAGUGUGCUUGUUCAAUGCAUAGAAAUGACUUGCAUGAUGGCAUGUUUUGAUCAGAAAUCUUUGCAUGAAUUAUCAUAGUCCACAAGACACUAAUACUCAGACCACGACGGUGGCUCGACUGUACGAUCAAGACAUGUUCGAAAUUUGAAAGUUCAGAGUAAUUUGUUCCACGAAGAUAAGCGAUGUGGGGAGGGGGGGGGAAGGGGGUUGAUCAGCUUAAAAUGGAUCCAAAUUUUAAUCUCAUUACUCAGCACAUUUCAAAUGACUGUGUUUAAACUUGUUGUCUCUAUAGAUGGAAGAAUGAUAUAUGUCGGGAAAUGAUAGCACCGUCAGUGCAUCAGUGGGUGAAAUAAAAAAUAAAUAAAUAAGUAAAUAGUUGCUGCUUUGGAGAUUUUGAGUGUGUAAGAUUUAGAGAGAGAUAUUUGUGUGUGUCAUGGGACUGAAACGUUUGUUAAUUUGGACAGAAAUACAGUAUUUUCAAGGGCACAGCACUUUGAAAUGAAAAAAAAGGAAGCUUAUAUUUAUAAUUUGUAUGCACCUAUGUAAUGCUCCAUACCAUCUGCCUUUAUUUUUGUGUAAUCGGGCAUUGUGGGUAUCCUGCUGUCAGUGGUUUGUGGGGAUUUCACAGGUUUGGCAAACUCCUUUCUAUUUCUAAUGUUUCUCUGUGGGUGGUUAGACCUUUUCUGAAAGGGCUGACAAGAGUUUUGAUCCUUGUUAGGUUAAUUUAUUUACACAAAAUGUAAAUGUAUGUAUCUUUUGUUGUUGUUGUUGUUGUUAUUUUCUUUCAGGAUAUAAUUUCCAUGUCUUGCCUUUAUUUUGUGCUUUUACUUUUAGAGAAACGAUCUUGUGAUGAGACAUAUUAGUAGUAUCUUAUUUUGUUGAGAAAUGGGAAAUAAUGAAUGGGUGAUGAGAACAUUGUGCGUGGAGAAGCCAAAGAGACCUGCCUUGUUAUUCCUUGUUGCCCUUUGUCCAUGGAGUGGGAUCGGGUUAAGUAUGCCCUGCCCAGUCUGUUUUCUCGCUGUCAUUAUUAGACAGAGACCCUAGAAAUGUAUGCAAUGCUUGAAAAAUUCAUCCCUUUUUCUCAGGAGAUAUUAUAAAUGUACUAUUAUGAGCUCUGCAACAAAAUGCAAGUGAAUGUGAUGGGAGUAUUUAUGAAAUCAUGUUUUACUCUUUUGUUUUAUGCCAUGUUGAUGGACAAUGAUCUCGGCUGGCUGUUGCGUUGCUGACAGCCGCCCGGUCAGGGGCCACUUUAGUGCUUCCUGCUUACGAUGCUUAGAACUAUAAGGCUAGAAGCAUCUCGAUGAAACAGCUUCAUUGUGCUCGCUUGUAAUGGUGACGUUUUUAUGAAUAGUCAUUAUGGACUGCAGUCUGGUCUCAGUUAAUUUCAGUAAAUAAACUAAUGUUCACCCUGAUAGCAGCCAGAUAUAGGAAACACUGUGAGGAGAUGUCAUGAAAGUGAAUUGGGACACGUUGGUUUGAGCAGCACUCUUAAUUCCUUAUGAAGCAGAAGGGGAUUGUUCAGUGGAUCGGCCCAGAUUUCAGUAUUCACCAACAACAAGUGCUCCGAGCAUCUCAUUUGCCAUGUUUUUCUCCCUAUUGCUCUACUGCAUAACAAAUACCAAAUAAUCAGGCAGACCACUGGAUGCAUCUUUACGGUGCUGUGAGCCUAGGCACCACACCAGAGCUUAUGCACUUCCUGUCGUCCAGUGAUGUCACUACCCGUUUAUAAGCCGCUCCCAACCCCUCCUCAUCCGUUUUCAAGUUCCAUGGUCCAGUUGCUGCAUGAAAUCUCCAAAAUCAGUGUGGGUGUUACCUUGAACCAAAUAAAAAACGCUGAAUGACAAACGUAAAAGCUACUGCCGUCCAUUUUCUCCGAGACCUCCACGAAUACGAGAUUGACAGGAAGAAAGAGGGAAAAUAAAAAAUCGAUACACAUACAUCCAUUUGGGGAAAAAAAGAAAUAAAAUUCAGGCUUCGUUCUAUAGGGCACAAACUGCAAAAGCUAAGACUGGACUUUUUAAGAGGCUAUAAAUAAUGUAUUAUAUUAUUUUAACAGCAUGUGUAGUUUUUUUGUAAAUACAGGAUUACUUAAAAAAAGAAAAACUACAGCUAUUAAUCUAACAGUAAAUAUUAAUAACCGUAAAUAGAAUGGCUUCCAGCUGACACCCCUUGUCACACUUGUUAGGCUGUGACGCAUUUGUUAGAUGGAAUAGGUUUUUUCUUUCUUUCGUUCUUUUUUGAUUCACAUUUCACAAAAAAGAGGGAAGUAAGCUAAUCUAUAUUUAAAAAAAACUGAUUGUAAUAAAAACUGUAUAAAUUCAUAUGUGCAUAUACAGAGCUAUAUUACAUAUAUAUUAUAUAUAUAUUCUACCAUUAUAUAUAUAUAUAGUAUAUAUACAUUAGAACAGUGUCUGUAACUCAACUCUCCUGUCCACUCCUUGCAUUGAGGUGAAACCAGAGCCCCAGAGUGUAACUGAUCAUGCUUCUUUCUUUGUGUGGUAUGUUCAGAGAAAUAACCAAAACUCUGGCCUGCCCAGGACUUGUGCAUACUGGGUACCAGCGUACAAUGCAUGGUGUUGUACUGGCUGCUUGCUGAGAAAUGUGGAGCCUGCCUUGGUUAGAGGAUUGCACUACCAGCAUACCCUUUUGUAUAUGUGUGACGAUGUCUUGCCCCUACUUUCCUAUAUUGUAGACACAAGGUUAAACGGAUUCACACACACGCACACUAACACCCUCGCACAUGCGCACACAAACACGCACACACACUCACAGCCUUUUUGCAGGCGACUGCUGGUUAACCCGUGUGCCCCGACUACGAGCCACAGCUCACUCUGUGUGACGAUUUCUUUUGCUUGUUGCAGCUCUAACCCUCCAUGUUUCCCGUUAACACACUGCUGUAGUUUUGGAGCUCACCUUUAAUUUCGCUGUCACUUUCAAUAUGAUAUAAUAAUAAUGAUUUUAAGGGUUAGUUGUCUUAACUGUCUGUGUGUUUGUUUAUGGUGCAAUAUCUCUUAACGGCACGUGCCUUUUUAGCUUUCUAUUUAGUCUGUCGAUAAAUCAGCAAUGAGAAUCUCAACACCCAUCGAAGUGAAUCAAAACGGAGCACGAUAGACGCAAUGUACUGAGUUCGUAAAUAACCUGAACUGAAAAACUCACCACCUAGAUUAGACUGUCUGGACUAACAUCUUGUAGAGUCAUGUAGUAGAAGUGCUCUCUGUGUGUUCUGUUUACUGGCUCUCGAGCUAGCAAAAGAACAGCUUGCCUUUUGUUUUACACUACAGCUCAUUUCCUAAUGUUGGUUUACCAAAUGGUAUAUGAGGCCAUUCUUUUGUAGCAUGACUGAGAUACAUUUCUUUUCUUUGAAACUACUUUAACUGAAAAAAACCCUUUUGACUGUCAUUGUCUCUUGCCACUAAUACAGUCAGAAAGAUAACACGUGUCGCACAACCACAUUGGAAGUUAAAUGAGAAUCAGUGAAAGAAUGUCUUCAUUUGAGCACGAAUCUAUUUCCAAACAAUAAAGCAGCCUUCCAGUUA